GGCGCAUUUUGGAAACAAUACCGCGCGGUGCGGAGCGGUCUCCUCCCGCGCCCGCCCGCCCGCUGUCGCCGCCGCCCCUGCUCUUGCCUCUCGCCUCCCGCAACAGCCGCAGAGCGCCCGGGCGGCCGGGAGCCGGGCGGAGUCGGAUCGCACCUCCUCGGCGAAGUGGGGAGAGGAGUCGCGCUCUGGGCUUUCCCCUUCUUCCCAAUUGAUUCUGGGCGCCAAGCCCCCGAGUGCUCGUCACGCUGGACCCUGGCGCGGAGCCCUGGCAUCACGACUCGGAGGCCGAGACUCUCUCCUGGAGUCACCCAGGGGAGAUGGAUCCACCUCAGUGUGUGGAGGAGCUGGAGGAUGAUGUGUUUCAGCCAGAGGAUGAGCUGGGGACCCAGCCUGGGAGCUUGCCCUCUGCUGACCUGUUUGCCCAGAGCCAGCUGGAUUGCCCCCUCAGCCGCCUGCAGCUGUUCCCUCUCACCCACUGCUGUGGCCCUGGGCUUCGACCCAUCAGCCAGGAAGACAAGGCCACCCAGACCCUCAGUCCAGCCUCCCCGAGCCAGGGUGUCAUGCUGCCUUGUGGGGUGACCGAGGAACCCCAGCGACUCUUUUAUGGCAAUGCUGGCUACCGGCUCCCUCUCCCUGCCAGUUUCCCUGCAGGCUUGCCCCUUGGUGAACAGCCCCCCGAAGGACAGUGGCAACAUCGAGCAGAGAUACAGAUUGCCAGAAAGCUUCAGUGUAUUGCAGACCAAUUUCAUCGGCUUCAUAUGCAGCAACACCAGCAGAACCAAAAUCGCGUGUGGUGGCAGUUCCUCCUUUUCCUGCACAACCUCGCCUUGAAUGGAGAUGAGAACAGGAAUGGGGCAGGUCCCAGGUGAGGCUGGGCUGCCCUCUUCAAAUGGGGCACCACAGGAAGGACAUCAGCGAGGACUGACACUGUGUCUUGUGAAGUUUUUUGUUGUUUUUAUCUUGAAAAUUGAUCUUUGUGUGUACAUAAGACAUACCCAAGUGGGACCUUUUUCCCUGUUCAGGGCCUUGACCAGGAAUGGGGCCUUUGUCAAACACUGUUGAAGUAGAGGCUGAUGUGUCUCUGAUGGUGGGUCCUCCCAAGGGCUCUGACAAGCAGAUCCUUCAGUCCACAGUUGUCGAAGAUGACCGUGUAGUGAUGUUCUCUGGCCAGUGGACUGGAGUUUACCCACAGGAACUCAGUUAAGCAAUAAGAGACUGGAUUACACUCCUGGUUCCACCAAACCAGUCAGCCUUCCACCAUGGAUGGGGCUGAGAUUGGACAGUCACACUGCUUCAACCCACCAAGGCCCUGGCCAGGGGCUUUCCAGCUGAGCAUGGCAAUUUCACUAGGCCAGUCAGCCUAUCUCUGGGUUCUCAUUUGGCCCAGUCAGUGCCUGCCCCAAGGGCUCAGGGAUUCUUGCCCAGCCCCUGUCAUCUCCAGCAGACCUCAGGGAGGGUUGGGUUUCUCCAAGGACCCCUCAAACAUGCCGCUAAAUGAACCAAACUUCUGCGUAGGCCUCAAAUCUGACGUCGUCCCACUUGGAGGCCCCAGGAUUGGUCCUGAGGUACAGAACCACUGCCACCUCUGGCUUCCUGAAACUGGCUGCGUGUCAGCCAUGGAUGAGCCAAAUAGCCAAUCAGCGUGCUGUCACCAGCAGCUUGUGCCUUUGUUGGCUUUUCUUUCCAAAGACCCAGCAACAGACUGCAUUCUACCCCCAUCUCAGCACUAGGGCAUGAAGGGGCAGGAUUGCAAUGGGACUGGGAAAUGUGGCCAUCCCACCUGUGAGAGUCAGCCCCAGAGGAACCCAGAGCCCUUGGCUUCCUUGGAAACAACAUACCUCCUCCUCCUCUUCCCCAUUCCUUUUUCACACCUAGCAUGACGCAGGAAGAAGCCAGCACUGUGACUUUGUCAGCUGAAAUGUGUCUUUUAGAGCAACAGACAAUGAUUAGAGUGCAGAACUGUCAAAGCUGGGUACAGGUUUCCUGUCUUCCUUCAGCUCCCAUCUAGGCCAGGAGGGCAUACUCUGGAAUUCAGCAAGAUCACAGCUGCCUCUGAACUUCCCCUCUCUCCCUGCCAUGGCGCUAAUGGAGAGAAUUCAAAGCAGCCAGUCUGCUAGCUCUGAUAGCAGACACAGGGAAUCUGAAAAGACAGAGAAUCUGGUUAACAGAACCUGUUAACAGACACCUAGAAAUUAAAUGAUAAUUUGUGCAUAUGUAGGAAGAUAACAUUGGUGCUAAACAGGGAAGCGAGGCCCAAAGAAAAGAUGGCUUUCCUGGGCAGAGAAGACUCCGGAGCUUCCCAAGGAAAUUGGAGAAGUCCAGAAUAGACUCAAAUCUGACAAGCCCAGGAUUUUCCAGUUAUGCAAAGAGUAGGUCUCAGUACCGUUGAAGAAAGCCUUGAUCUCCUGUAUGUAUAGCCGGGCAGGUUGUUCACUGCACAAGGGCACCUGCAGAGGAAGAUAGUAGAGGCUAAAGACCCGUCGGUGCUCUGCUCACUAAGUUGGAUGCCUCUGUAGGGCGGUGUCUGCCCAGAAGAACCGGUGCCUUUCCUAAUCUGCAUGAAGGUGCCAUGUGGGCUCAUAGUGGCCCUUGAGGAGAAGGACCUCAAACUGCGCAAAAGCCUUUGUUUUGUUCUACUUAGAUGUUCUGGAGGUAUUACCUCUUCUUGGCCAGAAUUAUAUUCUCAGGGUGUGUACCAUGGUUUGUCUGCUAAGAAGAUGGGUUCUUGCUUACAAGAAGGAACCCAGAGAACAGGCAUGAGGACUGACUCUGGAAUGCGCUGGCCAUCGUGACAUGCAGCCCUCCCUGCGUGGCUCCAUACCAUUUAUGAUGUGCAGAAGACUUGGUGUUUUCCCCUCUCCUGGACCAAGGCUGUGACAUGCAGGCUGCUGGUAUAUGCUUGAGUGGAACACACAAGAAAACCAGGAUUAUUUCUACCAACCAUUUUUUAACCUCUCUUGGCAGACUUUCCAUCUGAGCUGAGUGAGAGAGCAAAUAAAUGGUCUAGACUUUGGUGCUGAGGCAAAGCCACACACUUCAGGGACCCUGCCAGGCCCAGGAGGGCCUGUCCUGAGACUGAGCCCAGAGUUUGACAAGCCCAUCUGAACAUUGAGCCUGGGGCCAGGUAAAAGAUGGUCCGACUGUACUGCCUCCGUCUUCUGUGAAGCCAAGGACUAUCUUAAGCAAGCCAGGACAAAAUUUAAAAGCUCCCUCCUUUCCCCUCCCCCAGAAAACCCAUGGGGUAGCUCCCAGAAUAGCCCCAGGAGAGAGGUUCCUUUUGGCUGGCUGUUUUUAAUUGGCCUAGUGAUCUAGACCUGGCCUGGUGAGUUGGUCGGAACAUUCCUCAAGUCCAGCCUCAGGAGACAUGUCCCUGCCCCUGGGCCCCUCUUCCCACCCUCCACCCCCAGAGGCUUGGCUGUCUCCAGUGAGGGGGUGGAGAAUCAGAUUGAGAGGGAGGGAGAGUCUGACCUGGGUUCUGACCUAUAACCAGCUGAAGACUUAUUGAGCUUUUGUGGUUUGCUGCCGGUUGGGGCUGGGAGAGGGACUGGAAACCUCCCUCCCCAUUGUAGAAAUGCCCUGGAGGAAGGGAAGCCUGCUAUUCAGGGUCAAAACAGCCCUUCCAAUUCUGAGCCCCAGAGUAGGGGCUUCUGGAAGCCUGUGGACAGAACUGGGGAGGGAACCCCCCCAGGCCAGACAUCUGACUUGGAGAGCUGGGCCUGGCCUCUCUGCCUUUACCUGCUUCAAAGUCUCGGCUGCUGAAGAGCUGUCCCCAUGGCCAUCUCCUGCUCAAUCUGAGGCAGAAAAAAUUCACCUCCCAGUGACCUCCCCAAACCCCUAGGGGAGUGGGUCUGUUUCCAGAGCUUAUGUGGCAGGCAUGUUCAAAGUGCUGAGCGGGGCCCAGCUGACUCAUCUCACUGUCCCCCGUGGCCGAGCCUUGUCCAAGGGUGGCUCCUGACUGGUCAGGGCAGGGAGGGGUUGAUUGGGAUGGCCCAGCUAGGGCCUCCACCUGCCUGAAGUCAUCUGGGAAGGAGCCUGGGGAGCCACUUGACUGUUGUAGUCAGCAAGGAGUACACUGCCCAUGAAAGCUUGUCUUUUGGGGGGAACUUGAAGAGGGGGUAGGGAGAGUAGAGAGCAGCAAAGUAGGAAUAUUUAAAUUGCCACUGCUCCCAGGGCUUUGGUAAAUCAGUGCUGUACCCCAGGCGGGAGGAAGCUUAGGGCCCCUCUGUGUAGGUGGGGACCCUUGGUGGCAGGCCACCUUGGCCAGACUUGUCCCAGGAAGGGGUUAACCUAUCAGCCUUUGAAGCCUCCUGGGGACACUGGGCAGUGGGCAGGCACCUCAGGGCUGGUGGACUUAGAGCCUUGAGGGAAUGGUAGAGAAAGCCCAGCCCUUCCAGAGAUGUGCCAGCCUCGCAGCUGAAGGUGCCUGGAGCCUGUGCAGACUCCCGGGUCCACACUGCCCUUCUCUGCACAGGUGGCCAGUGCCUCUCCCUCCUCUGUGCCAGCAGGCCACCCAUCCCUGAGUCCACAGGGCUGUCAGGGGAGACCCAGUGAGAAUGUAGCAUUUUGUUCAUCCCAGAUUAGUUGCCCUGGGUUCUAGGCACUCUGCCUCUGGGAGAGAGACAGGGAAAGAGGGAGGGGAAUGGGGGCCUAUUGUUUUUUUAAUCUGUACAGAGUAUUUGAAUUUCUGUUCUUUGAAUGUGUGUGUGCGUGUGCGUGUGUGUGUGUGUGUGUGUGUGUGUUCCCCCCAUCAAUUGGUACAGUUUUUAAUAAAACCAUUUAAAGCAAA
Molecule: messenger RNA, 4786 nt
Organism: Miniopterus natalensis
Lineage: Eukaryota; Metazoa; Chordata; Mammalia; Chiroptera; Miniopteridae
Gene: BMF
Product: Bcl2 modifying factor
Biological process (GO): positive regulation of apoptotic process; apoptotic process; negative regulation of autophagy
Cellular component (GO): myosin complex
Source: RefSeq, a predicted model, not a curated record